This is a messenger RNA of Silurus meridionalis, 2114 nucleotides long. It is a transcript of the gene fastkd2, whose product is annotated as FAST kinase domains 2. Gene Ontology annotation, biological process: regulation of mitochondrial mRNA stability; mitochondrial RNA processing. The record is from RefSeq and is a predicted model, not a curated record. NCBI's taxonomy places the organism in Eukaryota, Metazoa, Chordata, Actinopteri, Siluriformes, Siluridae. Gene Ontology annotation, molecular function: RNA binding. Gene Ontology annotation, cellular component: ribonucleoprotein granule; mitochondrial matrix.
AUGAGAUUUUUUUCUGCAGUUUUAAAUGUUCAUAGACAAUAAAAUGUAUUUGUUUAAAUAAAAUAAAAUGUGUUCCGGAAUAUAUUAUGUAGUUAUUUCGACGGUGUGGUUUUUGGUUGCUUGGCUUGUCAGUAGGUCAUGUUUUUCUAAUGAAGGUCCAGCUGUAUUUAGAUCAUCUCAUCAUUAUGAAUGUGUUCCAAAGGUCAGGUGAGAUGUUCCGGUUUGCUUCUAUCUUGGGCAGAUGUGCAUCCCUUUCCCAGCCCAGGACGGCCUUUCGGCUCUACAGAUCCACAGAGCGGAGCAUUCUGCAGCGUCGGUGCCCUGCGGGGACGGUACGAGGCUCAGAGUUUGAGGGCGUUCGAGAUUUCUGCCAACAAGAAACCCAGACUUUGAAUUGGAAAGACCAGGAAGAGCGUCUGAGCCUGCGAGUUCCUGACACAACAGACCCACGGGCGACGUUUUACCAGGAGCUGAAGGAAUCCCGGUCACCUUCGGACGUCCUGGAUGUGGUGGAACGGUGCAAUGUGGCGCACUGGUGCAUCAGCAACAGCUUGACCCGGAUGUGGCACACAACCAAGAAGAUGUCGGAUGAGCAAAGGCACUGGGAGCUCCGGCUCAUGGCCGAGAACCAGACUUUUGAAAAGCUGUGCCACGGCGCCAGGAUGAACGCGCCACGCAUGCAAAGCCAAGACCUGGCGUUCACCCUGCUGGCCUUAGUCAAGCUCGGGGUCUCUCAGAGCAGCUACGUGGUGCAGACUAUCCUCAGAGUCAUCCAGGAACGCCUGAACGAGUUUGAAAACGAGAAGGCGCUCUCCGUCCUGGCCUCCUGCCUCUCGGAGAUGGAAAGCAGCAAAAACUCUGACGCGCUUAAACAGGGCCUGAAGCUUAUCCUGGAGGAGAGGAUUCCUGCCAUCCAGAGCGUGAUGCUGCUCCACAGCACCAUGCGCCUGUUUGGGAAGGACGCCUCAGCGGCUCUGAAGCACAAGCUGGAGAGGAAGGCUCUGUCUAUGGUGGAUCAGUUCACACUGCUGAACGUGCAGUACCUGCUGGACAUGCUGGCCGUCAUCCGGCUCAACUCCAAGCCGCUGCUGGAUAUCUGCGCUAAGAAGCUAAGCGAGAACGUGCACAGCAUUUCUUUCACCAGGCUGAUGGUGACGCUGAAGUCCUGCAGCGAUCUCCGCUAUAGGAACCCGCAUCUCUUUACGUCCGUCUCCGAGUACCUGGCCAGCACAUUCCCCAUGUGGAGCAACAAGCAGGUGCUGCUGUUACUCCUGGAGUUUAAGAGACUCGGUUUGCCCGUGGCUCUGAUGGACGCGUUUGCCGAGAGGAUCAUCCAGAAACCGGACAGUCUCACGCUGCGGGACCUGCGCGUUCUGAAGUGCUACUCCUUCCUCAACCACCAUUUGAAGGAAAACCAGCAGGCUUUCUUAGAGAGCAUGACACACGUUCUGAAGUCCUACCUCCCAAAGAUGUCCAGCACAGACCUUCUGAGAGCCGUCAGCUACCUUUCCGUGUUGGGACACUUCCCUCAGGCUCCUCUGGAGAAGCUGCUCAGGAACGAGGUUCUGGAGGAACUGCUAAAAGAAGAAGGUCCAGGUCAGGCACGACAUGAACGUUUGCUGCGGACGCUGGAUAUGUGUUUACGCCUGGAUCAUCACCCUCUUCGCCCCUCCGUCUCAUCCAUCCCGCACCUCUGUCACUCCACGCCACAGAGUUAUCCUGUGACCCCCGAACUCCUUGAGUGUCUGAAGAAGCUGUUGGGGGAAGACGCAGUGACCGACUCCGUCAUCGAGCAGGGCUUCUACUUCAUCGACUGUGUGGCCACACUGCCUCUGAAAACGAAAGAGGAGCAAAGCAUGAGGAUUGCGUUGCUCUGCGUCCCCCUGACCUCAUUCUGCUAUGGUACGACCCAUCCCAUCGGUGCCGUGGCUCUGAAGGUCCGCCACCUCGAGCUCCUGGGUUACAAACCAGUCCUGGUGCCCGUGCAGGAGUUCGUCUCUCAGAGCGCUGAAGAAAAGACCGACCUGCUGAAGAAAUUCAUUUUUCCCAAAACUGAAACAUACUCAUGUGUCCGAGACUGUGAAGUGAAAUAAAUAAAAGUGGAUCAGUGUUAA